GUGAAGCGUGUUGGGGGAACGGUGUUCGUGGCGGAAGAGGCCGGAGGGUUUCCGAAGCGAGCGGAAGCGGCGCGGUCAGGGUCCGAAGGAGCCAAAGGCAUGGCUAGCGCGUCCUCGGAGGCGGAGGCUGAGGCGCUGGCCGCGGCGCACGAGCAGAGCCGCCUCUUCCUGAGCGGCCUGGAGCUGCUGCAGCAGGGCGCCGAGGCCCGCGUCUUCCGCGGCCGCUUCCAGGGCCGCGCGGCCGUGGUGAAGCACCGCUUCCCUAAGAGCUACCGGCACCCGGAGCUGGAGGCGCGGCUCGGCCGGCGGCGGACAGUGCAGGAGGCGCGCGCGCUGCUCCGCUGCCGCCGUGCGGGGAUAGCUGCCCCUGUCGUCUUCUUUGUGGACUAUGCGUCUAACUGCCUAUAUAUGGAAGAAAUUGAAGACUCGGUGACCGUUCGAGACUAUAUUCAAUCCACUAUGGAGACUGAAAAAGACCCCCAACGCCUCUUGGACUUGGCCAGGAGGAUCGGGCAGGUUCUGGCCAGGAUGCAUGAUGAGGACCUCAUUCACGGGGACCUCACCACCUCCAACAUGCUCCUCAGGCGGCCCCCGGAGCAGCUGCACAUCGUGCUCAUCGACUUCGGGCUGAGCUUUGUCUCAGGACUGCCAGAAGAUAAAGGCGUCGACCUCUAUGUUCUGGAGAAGGCCUUCCUCAGCACGCACCCCCACACCGAGACCGUGUUCGAAGCCUUUCUGAAGAGUUACGGUGCCUCGUCCAAGAAGUCCAGUCCAGUGCUGAAGAAGUUGGAUGAGGUGCGCCUGAGGGGGCGAAAGCGGUCCAUGGUCGGGUAGCGGAGCUGUGGUGACAGUGAAGGCCGAUGUAGACGAGGCUGGACCUCAGCAAAGCAUGGGUGGUUGAGUGCUCUGUGAUCAUCCGUCACCACCAUCCAUGGCUCACUGUUCUCAGGGGCGUCAUGUACACAACAGGGUUUGUUCUAGGCAGAACUGGGUGGGUAGCCCAGGCUAGCCUUAAAUUUAUGGCAACAUCCUGCCUCAGCCUAUGGGCCAUACCUGACUUUGCACUGAUUCUCUAAGAAACAAAACAACUAUGAUUAUACUUAUUUUUAUAUCUUGUA
Apodemus sylvaticus (European woodmouse) is the source of this 1118-nucleotide messenger RNA. RefSeq names its product EKC/KEOPS complex subunit Tp53rkb-like. The record is from RefSeq and is a predicted model, not a curated record. The coding region runs from base 100 to 834 and encodes 244 amino acids. Lineage: Eukaryota; Metazoa; Chordata; Mammalia; Rodentia; Muridae. Gene Ontology annotation, biological process: protein phosphorylation. The transcript has 2 exons. Gene Ontology annotation, molecular function: protein serine/threonine kinase activity; ATP binding. Gene Ontology annotation, cellular component: EKC/KEOPS complex; nucleus; cytosol.